AGGAAGAGCUCACAAACUGGCAGGUCGGUGUUGCUGUGUGGUCACGUCCCACUUUGUACGUUGGAGACGAAGAAAAAAGGAAUUUACCCUGUUGGUGGGUGUCUCUACGUGGAUAUGGAUGUCCCGGACUCUCCGCAUGGGAACAUGGGGCUGUUAAGGACCUUUGAUUCCUCUGAGUUUGGCAGCUGGGAGAAAAUAGGCUCAGGUGGAUUUGGACAAGUUUACAAAGUACGACAUGUACAGUGGAAAACAUGGCUGGCUAUCAAGUGCCCUCCGUGUCUUCAUGUGGAUGACAAGGAGCGCUCAGAGCUGCUUGAGGAGGCAAAAAAGAUGGAGGCCGCCAAGUUCCGAUACAUCCUUCCUGUUUAUGGGAUCUGCGAAGACCCCCAGGGCCUUGUCAUGGAGUACAUGGAGACCGGCUCCUUGGAGAACCUGCUGGCCACCGAGCUGCUACCCUGGGAGCUCCGUUUCCGCAUCAUCCAUGAGACUGCGGUGGGCAUGAACUUCCUCCACUGCAUGAACCCUCCACUUCUCCACCUGGACCUGAAGCCAGCCAACAUCCUGCUGGAUGCUCACUAUCACGUUAAGAUAUCUGAUUUUGGCCUGGCCCGGUGGAAUGGCCUGUCACGGGCUGAUGACAUCAGCAGAGAUGGGUUCUGUGGCACCAUCGCCUACCUGCCACCCGAGAGCAUCAUUGAGAAGGACAGGGUGUCGGACACCAAGCAUGACGUGUACAGUUUUUCUAUUGUUAUCUGGGGCAUUCUCACACAGAAAAAGCCCUACCAAGGAGAAAACAAUAUCCUGCAGAUCAUGGUGAAAGUAGUUAAAGGCAUUCGUCCAGACCUGGGUGCAGUGCCACGAAGUCGACCUUCUGCCUGUGCAGGUUUUCUGACCCUCAUGCAGCGCUGUUGGGUCACAAAACCUGAAGCCAGGCCCAGCUUCCAGGAAAUUACAUCUGAAGCUGAGGAGCUCUGCUCUAAACCUCAAGAAGAGCCAAAGACCCCGACUUUAUCAUCAUCUGAGCCAGAGCCCACGUCCCCUAAUCCACUCACCAGUAACCAGGGUAAUGACAACAAACCGGUUCGUCCAAAGUCGGCCAUGUUGCCUGAGAAAGAUUACAGCCUAUCAGAGCUGCUGAGCCAGGUGGAUUCUGGGAUCUCCAGGAGCUUCGAUCGAGUGAAGGAAGACAGCUGCCACAGCAAGGAGAACACUUGCAAGAGGUUGUCUGGGAUCUCCUCUGCAGAUUCGGCUUUCUCCUCCCAAGACUCCAUCACCCUGUCAUUUGAAAGGGAAAACACAUUUGAUUCUGCUGAAAUCCAGAAGCGGAAGCUGUGUGAAGCCAUUAGGAUUAAAGAUACUGCCAAGCUAAUGAAGAUCCUCCAGCCUCAGGAUGUUGACCUUCUCCUUGAUGGAGGAGGAAGUCUGCUCCAUCAUGCCAUCACUUUGGUUAAUGAGGAGGCUGUCAAGUUCCUCCUCUUGAACAAUGCCAAUCCUAAUCUUGCAAACACCCGUGGCUCCACGCCCCUCCACCUGGCCACAGAGAAGCACAUGAAGCCGCUGGCUGAACUUCUGCUCAGUCGGCGCUGUACUAACGUAAAUGCAAAAGAUGAGGACCAGUACACAGCUUUGCACUGGGCAGCUCAGAAUGGAGAUGAGGCUAUCACACGUCUGCUGCUGGACCGAGGGGCGGCCAUUAACGAGACAGAUGGCCAGGGCCGCACGCCGGCUCACGUGGCUUGUCAGCAUGGCCAGGAGAAUGUAAUCAGAGUGCUGCUGAGCCGUGGCGCUGAUGUUCAAAUCAAGGGCAAGGACAACUGGACGGCACUCCACUUUGCUGCCUGGCAGGGGCAUCUGGGCAUCGUCAAGCUGCUGGUCAAGCAGGCUGGUGCUGAUGUGAACGGCCAAACGUCAGAUGGCCGCACACCGCUGCAUCUGGCAUCCCAGAGAGGGCAGUAUCGAGUGGCGCGGAUCCUGAUUGAACUAGGAGCAGAUGUGCACAUGACGUCAGCUGGGUUAAACACACCGCUACACGUGGCGGCAGAAACGGGCCACACCAGCACCUCGCGUCUUCUGAUCAAACAUCAGGCGGAUCUGCAUGCCCAGAACACUGAUGGACUAGCGCCUCUCCACCUGGCCUCGCAGAAAGGCCACCUGGCCACAGUAAAGAUGCUGAUAGCAGAGGGGGCAGACCCCUACACAUCCAACCGAGCUCUGCGCACCCCCUGUCACCUAGCAGCAGAAAGUGGACACUGUGAAGUUCUCAGAGAGCUGCUCCUUCACUGUCCAGACGGAGGUGCCCUAUCAGAUGAGCAGGGCCUCAGCCCGUUACACCUGGCGGUGCAGGGAGGACAUUCUAACGUCAUUAAGAUGCUGCUGCCGCAGGUCUGCCAGGACUUAGUUACAGAGAGCGCGGUGCAGCCGGGGCCUGAAGAGUCCACACCACAGCAGGUCAGGCAGCUCCAGAGGAAAGUUGUCAUCCUCAAACUGACCGAGCACAAGGACAAAGACAGCCCAGAAUCCAACAACUCGCACUGUGCUUCAGCACCAUGCUAACGAGAGCAAAGACAUUCUCCAAAUUGUACAGAACUGUCUUCCAUGGCAUUUCCCCCCCAACUCCUUAGCUGCCUCGCACUUUGGCAGGGAGUUAUCAUUCCAAUCUUAAGUGAUUUUUUGGACACUUGGAGCACUGCAAAUGUUUCCUAAAGGAUAUGAAAGCUCAGAUGUAAAUAGCAACCUGUAAAUAGAAAUUAUAAAUACCUGUAUCUUGUUUAUUUUAGCUUUUUGUUUACUUUUUAUUAACAAGCUCAAUUUUUACUUGGCAAGAAUAUGUUGUGUAUUGACUUUGAUGAUUGGUUAGCAACGCUCUGUGUCCUUUGUGGAUCCUUUUUUUUGGCCCCACUCAGACUAUCAGUAACAUUUACCAGAAGACGAACUGUUGCAUCCAGAAAACUCUUGAAGAUUUUGUACCUGUAGCAAAGCAGUGCUGCAUCAUUCAUUAAAACAGUUUAAAACUUU
Molecule: messenger RNA, 3015 nt
Organism: Melanotaenia boesemani (Boeseman's rainbowfish)
Lineage: Eukaryota; Metazoa; Chordata; Actinopteri; Atheriniformes; Melanotaeniidae
Gene: ripk4
Product: receptor-interacting serine-threonine kinase 4
Exons: 8
Coding region: 115-2553 (812 amino acids)
Biological process (GO): protein phosphorylation
Cellular component (GO): cytoplasm
Molecular function (GO): ATP binding; protein binding; protein kinase activity
Source: RefSeq, a predicted model, not a curated record